Molecule: messenger RNA, 1075 nt
Organism: Carassius gibelio (silver crucian carp)
Lineage: Eukaryota; Metazoa; Chordata; Actinopteri; Cypriniformes; Cyprinidae
Product: procathepsin L-like
Exons: 8
Coding region: 32-1063 (343 amino acids)
Biological process (GO): immune response
Cellular component (GO): lysosome
Molecular function (GO): cysteine-type endopeptidase activity
Source: RefSeq, a predicted model, not a curated record
ACGCUCAGACACACACUUCCUGCAGAGCAACAUGUUCGACACGUGUCAGGCACACUGGGUGGCGCUGUUUACUCUCCUGAUGUGGGCACCUCUGCAGGGGGCAGCAGAUUCAGAAGAGGAAGCCCCCUCUGACUGGGCAUUGUGGAAAAGGCUUCAUCAAAUAUCCUACGAUGAGGAGAGUGACGACUUUGAGAGACAAAACAUCUGGGAGACCAAUAUGCGAAUGAUUGAGAAAAACAACAAUGACUUCCACUUCGGAUUGUCGUCGUUUAGCAUGGGAAUGAACAAAUAUGGCGACCUCACCAAGAUGGAGUACAAACGAUUGCUGGGCGCCACAAUUAAUGGGCCGAUAAACAGGAAAGGAAAGGUCACAUCGGCUCAGACGCUGCGUGUCAAAGCUAACAGACUGGGAUUGACCAGUGUGGAUUAUCGAGCACAAGGAUAUGUGACUGAAGUCAAAGAUCAGGGUUACUGUGGGUCUUGCUGGGCCUUUAGCACUACAGGUGCUAUUGAAGGGCAGAUGUUCAAGAAGACGGGGCGGCUGAUGUCCCUCAGCGAGCAGCAGCUGGUGGACUGUUCCAGGUCGUAUGGCACGUACGGCUGCAGUGGAGCCUGGAUGGCGAACGCCUAUGAUUACGUGAUCCGUAAAGGGCUGGAGAGCUCUGACUCUUACCCCUAUACUUCAGCGGACGCUCAGCCCUGUUUCUACGACAGAAGUUCAGUUGUGGCCAGGGUCAGUGAUUACAGAUUCAUCCCGGCCGGAGAUGAACAGGCACUGGCUGACGCCGUGGCAAGCAUCGGUCCAAUCACCGUCGCCAUAGAUGCCGAUCAUCCAAGCUUCCUCUUCUACAGCUCGGGAAUCUACAAGGAAUCUAACUGUAACCCUAAUAACCUCAACCAUGCUGUGCUUGUGGUUGGUUAUGGCUCAGAGGGGGGCAAAGAUUUCUGGAUAAUCAAAAACAGUUGGGGAACAGGAUGGGGUGAAGGAGGCUACAUGCGAAUGAUCCGCAAUGGCAAAAACACUUGUGGGAUCGCCAGCUAUGCUCUUUAUCCAAUUGUGUGAGAAGAACAAGAG